UCGAAAGCAACAUGCUGGCGCUUCUCGCCUUCGUGAGCGCGAUCGGCGCCUCUGCCUACGUGCCCGGCCUUGGCCCCGUUGGCCUCUCGGCGCUGGUAUUCUACGGGCUGCGCAUAUGCGUGGUGCCGUAUGCGUCACAUGCCUGCGUGGCCGCGUUCCGCAGCGACGCACCCAUGGACCGCCUCUUGUGGCUCAACACGUCGGUCUCGCUUCUGCAUUCGAUUCUCUCGUCUUGCGUGAGCCUCGCCGUGCUGAGCUACCACGGGCGCGUCUUCUUUGACGCCGACUGGGUCCUCGCCAGCCCCGACGGCGCGAUCCUGCCGCUCGCCAUCUCGACGGGCUACUUCCUCUACGACUUUUACGACCUUAUCGCGUACAAGUUGUGGCUCAAGGCACCCGGGAUUCUCGCCCACCACAUCAUGGUCGGCGCAUGCUACGCGUCGGCGAUCGUCUAUGGCGUUGGCCAGUGCUACUUGGUCGUGAUGCUUCUCCUGGAGCUGAACUCGGUCUUUCUUCAUGCGCGGAAGCUCCUCUCGAUGGCGGGCUACAACAUGACGCAUGCGAUCUACGCCAUCGCGUGGCAAGGCGUCUGGGUGACCUUUGUCGCGACGCGCGGUGUCCUCCCGAUCGCGGUGCACGUUGCUGUCUUUGCCGACCGCGCCCGGUUCCCGCAUCUCGUGCAGUACGCCAUGGCGUUCGGUGGCAUGGCGAUCCUGCAUGUGCUCAACGUGCUCGUGUGCCAAGGGUGCUGGAAAGCGUACCGCAAGGACGUCGCCGCCAAGUCCAAGUAACUAUUUCUCGUGCAGCUCUCAGAUUACCGGUCUACACUAUAAGCACAAUAAGCACAAUAAACACAAUAAGCACAAUAAGCACAAUAAGCACAAU
Messenger RNA from Saprolegnia diclina VS20, 885 nucleotides. RefSeq lists its product as hypothetical. Lineage: Eukaryota; Oomycota; Saprolegniomycetes; Saprolegniales; Saprolegniaceae. Bases 12 to 791 code for a protein of 259 amino acids. The transcript is spliced from 4 exons. Gene Ontology annotation, biological process: regulation of membrane lipid distribution; membrane assembly; phospholipid homeostasis. Gene Ontology annotation, cellular component: plasma membrane. The record is from RefSeq and is a predicted model, not a curated record.